Schistosoma mattheei is the source of this 2129-nucleotide messenger RNA. The record is from the annotation of a GenBank genome assembly. NCBI's taxonomy places the organism in Eukaryota, Metazoa, Platyhelminthes, Trematoda, Strigeidida, Schistosomatidae.
GCUAUGGUUAGCUACUAAACAUCCUGUAUUAACAUUGAGAAUUGAAUUGGAGCGCUUCCGUGUUGGGAUAUGUUGUUAGUUAGCAUCGGUUGUGGAGAGUAAUUUGUCAAGGCGCUUGAUACAGUGAUGGACUCGAACAAUCUUCUAUCUCUAGAAUAUACGUUCAGUAGUUCCCUGGUUAGUCUGAGGCGGUCAGUCUCAAGAGAGAUUUCCGCUUCUGUUUCUAAAAUACGACGGCAGUUCCUAUGUGUUCAGAGCGAAUUUAAUAAUGAGAUUUCUCGCUUACGUGAACAAAAUAAAGCUCUCGUUCGAACUUUGCAGCAGAUGGAGGAAAUGAUAAAAGGAAAAGAAAUUGAAAUAUAUGGGUUACGCCAUCAAUUGCAAAGCUUCUCGGCUGGGCGAGGUGUGUGUUCUAAUUGCUCUGGAGAUUCUAUCCAAGCUAGAAACACGUUAGUAAGAAACACUGUCUUUAACCCAACCAACAAACGCCCGCUUACGACAAUUUCAUCGUCGAUAUCAGAUGGUUUGUCGGAAUCCAGUUUAAAUAGUCAUAUUCAGCAGCCCAUAAAAAAACGUCCAUAUGUGCUGGCGAACGAUGUUGAAAGCGCCGAUGUAGAAAACAUUAACAACAUAACACCAAAAGGUGUUCGCAAAUCCCCUUCUGGAGCACCUGAUGAGAGCCAAUGUGAAGACGAAGUAUCCAAAAGCGAAUCUACAACACUAACUAACAGCGUUUUCCCUGUCGGUUCCCUUAGCCCACCAUCACAAAUUUAUGAUGCCUCCUUAGCAGUAAAAAAUGCAAUUAAUCACAACGAUCUGGCUGAUUACGAUGCUACUUACAGGGAUUCUUCUAUGUUGGAUAUGUCAGGUGCAAAUAAUAGAGGGAACAUGUUAGAGUCUCCAAGUACUAACCGGACGGGACCUAUUGGUUCAGAAUUCAUUCCAGGUAUUAGAAACCCUAACAAGUUAAUAUCAGCGAACGGCUCUGACCAGGUUCAGGUUGUCUGUCAUCGACCAAAACGUACACAUCGACCAUCUUGUCGUUACUUUCAUCGUACAUUUUCCAGUAAAGAAAACAAGCAAGAAAAACAGAAAUCUGAUGAUACUGGUGAUGACAUAAGUCUGCCUUCUGGUUUUCUCGAAUCCGAAACAUCAGUUCAUUUAACACCAAAAUCCAUUACUAGCGAUGCAUCAACAAAGCACAAACGUAAUAAAGCGAAAUCUCACUUCCCAUCUAUUGGUGGUUCACCGACCCGUGAUGAGUCAAACUUCAAGUUUCCACUUCCUCCACAACGUACAACUUUGGUUGCAAAAAAACCACUUUCUGUUGCAAAUAGCGUUGGUGUAAUGUGUCUUAAUCAGACUGAUACGAACGAUGCGUCUGAAAAGUCUGAUAUGGAUCAAGAAAAUAGUGAUGAGAAUAUCAUUUACCCGUGUGACCUUUGUGAUCAAGUCUUUAAACAUAAACUUGCUCUUUGUAGUCACAAAAAUGUGCUCAUCGUGCUAAGCCUACUAAAAAAUCUCAUGGAAAAUCAGUCAAUCGAACAUCACCAUCAACACCAGAUGGUUUUUGGGAUAUUGACCUAGAACAACAUGACAAGGGAAAGGAGAAUGUUCCGGUUACAAAUACGACUGAUACUGAAGUGAAUAUUCGACACUCUUCCCGCCGCCGUCGACCUUUAAGCUUUCCCUCAGUUGAAAUAUCUCCCACACCAAUUGAAUAAGAUUUACAUGUAAUUGUUUCCCACUGUUGUUUUUAUCGACUUUUUAUCAUUUGAUUAACAAACCCGGUAAUCGUAUAUUCGUAACUUGUUUUUUUACACAUUUCUACAAAAUAAAUUAUCUACAUUUUUAUUUUUGUUACCUGUUAUUCUGGUGAUUUUCAUUAAUUAUCAACUCAUUGUUCAAUCUUUUGUAUUUAAGUUUAUCUCUUUAUUCAAGUAUUAGCGUCUUAUCCAAUCCUGGGCUAUCCUGUUCAAUAAUGAAAUACCUCCAUUUUUAAAAAUCUCAAACUCUAAGUGAACCAACCAAAAAACUAGAUCUGAACGUUCAUAACUGUCCUAUUGGUAUUCUUAUCCUCAAUGGUCCAAAUUGUUUUAACUAGAUGAAAUUUUUAUUUGUAUAAUCAG